UUUUUCAGCCAACAUAUUGUAAUUAAACGUCAUUACAAAACACGAACUCGUCACUAUACACAAACAUGAAGGUAUUACAAAUCUCACUUAUUUUGUGGGUUAUAAUUUUACUAUCUUCGUGUUCCGCAGAGGAGAGCUGUAGUUUACAGUCAGAAAAGGUUGCAGAUAGUGAUAUCCGUCAUUGUUCACAAAAGAAGAGUGAAGAUAUAGGUAUAACUGAAAAUGAACGCAGAAUAUUGCUAAUAGGCCGGACUGGAGUCGGUAAAAGUACUACUGGAAACACAAUACUGGGGAGGGACGUUUUUCAUGCAGACACUUCGGGCGAGUCAGUCACGAGAAAGACGGAAUAUGCGCGCUCACUGCGUUACGGGAGAAAUCUUUUAGUUGUUGACACUCCGGGAUUGUUUGAUACAAGUAUACCUAAUAAUGAAACUAUGAAAGAAAUUGCACAAUGUUAUAGCCAAACAGCUCCGGGUUUACAUGCUAUUAUUUUUGUUACUGAGAUUGGACGUUUCACCAAACAAGAAAAAGAUACAUUUGACUUUUUUCUCACUCAUCUUGGAAAAGAGGUCAUUGAUUACAUGAUUGUAGCUUUUACUGGAAAAGAUAGACUAGAUCAUAAAAAACGUACAAUUAAGCAGUUUGUUUCCAAUUUAAAAGAUGAGUCGGAUCUUAGGUGGUUGUUGAAUCGGACCGAAUACCGAUAUACAGCGUUUGGAUAUGGCGGUAAUCGUGCUGAUCGUGAGGAAGAAGUUAUCGAACUUCUUGAAAUGGUGGACGACCUUGUCAAAGAAAACGAUGGGAAAUAUUAUACAAAUGACAUGUAUGAAAGAAAUGAGAAAGUAUUAAAAGAACGAUGGGAAGAAGAAAAACGAAAAGAAACAGAAAAACUUGAAAAGGAAAUACAAUCAGCUAAGAAAUCUGCUCAAAAAGAGUUUGAAGAAAAACAAAGGGAACUUGAGAAAAGUUUUGAAGAACAGAAGAUUGAACAUGAAAAUAAUAUGAAAAUAUUGAAUGUCAAAUUCAAAGAACAAGAAUCCGAUAUUGUGAUGCUAAAAGACAAAAAUAAGCAGGACCUUGAUGAAAUGCGGAGAGACAUAGAACUAAGAGAAAUGGCAUUAACAGUUCGUCGUAUUGAAACGGAAAGAGACAUUGAAAUAAGGUUGCGAGAAGAAGCUGAAAGAAAAUUGAUCGAUAAAGAAAUGACGCUUCGAGAGGAAUACAGAUCUGAUGCUGGCUUUUUUGAGCAGGGUCUCACGGCAACAGGAAAGGUUUUAGGAGCUGUUGUAGACGCUGUUAAGGGUGUUUUAAGUUUUUUCGGAAGUUUGUUUUAAAGGAUAUAAAGCCUUGAGAAAAGUCAAUUUUUUUUUCAUAGCAAUAUGUACCUUCCGUAAAAAAAACAAAUUGUUCUGAAAAAAAAAUCAAGCACACUAUCAAAGAGGGGAGGAGAUACCAGAGUGACAGUCAAACUCAUAGGUCGAUAUUAAACUGACAACGCCAUGGCUAAAACAAAAAAGCAAACACUAAUA
Mytilus trossulus (common blue mussel) is the source of this 1529-nucleotide messenger RNA. RefSeq names its product GTPase IMAP family member 4-like. The transcript is spliced from 3 exons. The record is from RefSeq and is a predicted model, not a curated record. Bases 66 to 1334 code for a protein of 422 amino acids. Lineage: Eukaryota; Metazoa; Mollusca; Bivalvia; Mytilida; Mytilidae. Gene Ontology annotation, molecular function: GTP binding.